AUGCGUGUCCAAGCCGUCGCCGCCGUCGUCUUGUCGGCUUUUGCUAGUCAAGCUGUUGCUCAGGAUGCUCCCCGAGUCAACGACAACCCACCCGGUGUUGGAUACAAGGCUACGCUUCCCAAAGAGCCUUUCUUCAAGGAUACUGCGAUCGAUGGAAACGUGAAGGGAUUCGUCCACGCUCAAGCUUCCGACGAUGGCCAUGGUGUUGUCUUCAAGGUCGAGUUCAGUAACCUUCCUAAGGAGGGCGGACCUUUCACCUACCACAUCCACGUCGAGCCUGUCCCUGAGAAUGGCAACUGUACCGCGACUCUAGCCCAUCUCGACCCCUUUGCUCGCGGCGAGGAUCCUCCCUGUGACCCCAAGGACCCUGCGUCUUGCCAGGUCGGAGACAACAGCGGAAAGCACGGAAAGAUUGUCAGCGACCCUUUCAAGACGGAGUACGUUGACUACUAUGCCUCGACCAAGGAGGGCAUCGGCGCAUUCUUCGGCAACCGAUCUUUCGUGCUUCACUACGCCAACAAGACCCGUCUAACUUGCGCCAACUUUGUCUCCCAGAUCAAGCCUCCCGCCACCAACGAGUCUUACUCUGCCCCUGCUUAUCUCCCUACUCCUACCGAGACCGUUCCCCUGACGCCUACCCCUUCAGGCACCAGUGGUGGUGAGAAGCCCGUGUCGACCGAGACUGAUGUUGUCAGCCCCAACGGAGCUUCAUCAAUGGCGCUUCCAAUCAACUUGGCCCUGGCCGGUGUCUUCGCUCUUGCUUUGGUGAUGUAA
Molecule: messenger RNA, 774 nt
Organism: Fusarium sp. VM40
Lineage: Eukaryota; Fungi; Ascomycota; Sordariomycetes; Hypocreales; Nectriaceae
Source: the annotation of a GenBank genome assembly